AAAGCAAACCAAGAGCGGAGCAAAGUAAAACAACGAUGAGUGCUGCUCCUCAACGGGUUGUGUUUUAGAGGUGGUUGGUUGGUGUUUUAAGCGUCGAGGAAUGGGCAUAUUGGCACGGAAUGGAAUGGAAGCAGCAUAGAAGGAGCCAACAAGAGCCGGGUUUGGUUUUUUACUUUUGAGUUGGGCUGCAGUUUUUCGCUUUUCCCGCUGCACCAGUCAGUCAGUUACUAUGUGCAGCUUGAUGUGUGCGUACGUCGUUCGGAAGUUAGUACUGAUCGGAGCCUGUAUCGUAGUGUUUAGCGUCUUCUGGUGGUGCUUCUGUUGUUGCAUCUACGCCGCGAUGUUUUCCGAUGACCAACAGAACCAAGAGGGCACCGGUCAUCAUCAUCGUCUUCAUCAUAAUCUGCCACGGGGCCAGAGCCAGAGCAUCGUCGUUGGUCAGAAGGUCUUGGAUGAAAGUUGGGCCUAGGGGCUAAAUAAGCCGAUACGGAAAGUGUGGUUGAUGCUUCUCGGGGUCCAUUUUUUACGUUCGUUAUCCAUUUCGUAUGCGGAAACAACAAAACAAAAAAAAAACGUGAAAUUGACCCCCCGGGCGAAAACCUAUAUGCCUUUUUUCCCGAGCGCGCCAAAACAGAAUCGGGGAUAACUGUGUUUCGAUGAAGGAAACGCAAGAAGUUUAAGCGAAGGUUCAAAAAGAAUAACCGUGGAGUUGUGGGGCUGCUGAGUGAAGUUGAGCGAGUGGCUUAAUGAAGAAAUUUGCGAUCUGCUGCCGGUCCCUCAGAUAUAUCUAUAUUAUUAUAUUCGGUGAGAAUUGAAGAAAGUGUGUGCUCGUGGAAGUCGUUUCGUGUUGUGUUUAUUUCGGGGUUUGUUGUGCUUCGAUUUGUCGGUUCAAACCCGAUUGAGUGAUCAGUUCAUUACAAAUAAUUGCUCAGGAAGACCCGGUGCUUCUGGAUAUCCCAUAUUCAUACAUAAAUAACCAGGACCAUCCGACGUCUUUGUCGCCGUUUUUCGUCUGCGACUUUCGUAGGGCAGCACGCUAGCGGAACGGAUAACGACUUUUGACUACACAACACAGUCGCAUACCUGGUAAAAAUUGGCCAUCCUAUAUCUGAAAACAUGGAAUUAUGGCUGCACAACAACAGAUGUUUACAGUUUUGUAAACAUGUGAUGAAGCAGACAGCUGAAUGGAAACAGCUUGAACAAAACAAAAUCGAUGAAUAUAAUCAGUUUCGAUAACGGCCAAUUUUGGCACCAGCCCACCCCACCUUCCGGAUGAACCAUGUUCACUCUGUCCAAACUGCCCACUGAAGAUGAUCCAUCGGCACCCGGCGGCAGCAACAGUAGCAACGGUAGCCACAGUCCUAGCAACAGCGGUCACACCGAUAGUCCUAGCAGUUCCGCUUCCGCAUCCCACUCGACCGCACUUCCGCCAGUGGCCAGUCCGACCGCGUGGAACCUCGAGCUGGACCAGCUGCAAAUGAUCGCCGAAGAAGACAUGCAGGUGAUCGACACGAUCGAUCAAAGCUACUGGAAUGGGAAGUUCGUUCCACCUCCGCCGCGGCCACCCUUCCUGGAGGAAUCGAUAGCACCGGAUGGCCUCACGACCUGCGAUUUGUGCAGCUGGGCCUGGCAGGACAAGGGAACGCUCUCCCUGGAUGGCGCCAUUAAAGAAAUUUUCUCCCCACCAGAUACCAAGGAAUUCAGCUGGACCUUCACUUUGGUCGUGGUUUCGCUCACAUCCGCCGUUCUCGGUGCCAUCAUUAUGAUAGUAUUUCUUAGGUGUAAGAGAGUAAGAGCCAACCAAAGUGGUAUUCGGACGUUGUGUUUCGAUUCUAGCAGCACCAAGGAUACGGCGGGGCUUAACUUUGACAAUCAAACAUCGAAAAAUUCGACAAACGGUUCGUGUAGCCCGAGGAGUACUAAUUCUGGUCUGUGGACCUGGUUUAGUAGUAGGAAAAACCUUUCCACUCCGGAUCAGUUGGUGAAUUCGCACACACUUCCGGUGGAGAAUCACUAUACCCACAUGGACGAUAACAACUACAAUCCGGUCCAGAUUGACGAAGCGUCCUACGCAGAGGUUGGCAAUGAAAUGGGCCCAUCCGAGACCAAUUCGUACAGAUCGAGCUCCGUGCAUCAUGGAGGCGACAACGACAUUCUGAUCAUGAACUGCCCGCUACCGGCCAUCCCGACCGGAUCGAAUCAUGGAACCGGGGCCACCGGUGGUGGAGCAUCCGGUUCCGGUAGUGCCUACUAUUCCGGGCUGCUGAACAGUGCCAACAUGCUGCCGGGCGACGAGGACGAAGACGAGCGGCCGUAUGAGAUCGUCGACCUGAAGGAGAUGUCCUCGCCCCACAAGAGUCACAAUGUACAAAGCCAUUUUCUGAACGAAACUAACAAUCUGCUCACCAUCGAAAAACAUUCCGAGAGCCUGCCGGAGGGCACCAUUUCGGCUUCGGAUUACGUAUGAGGCCCUCUCCGGUUUUCGUUUAUGAAGCACUGCGGGGGUGGUUCGAUUGGUUCAAAUUAGUUCUGUAGUUUCUAGACUAGGUAUCAAUUACUUUUCGGCUUAGUAAGUCUGUUGUGCAUAGUUUCCUUGUAGCUUUUAAUUGUGUGUAUUUAUUCUACUCGGUGUAAUUUUUUGAGUAGUAGGUAGAAAAACCUUCCGUAGGUACUUAUAUUUAUUAGAAAGAUAAAUAACAAGCUUUUGUAGCAGUACGAUAUCAAUCAGAGCUUAAAUAAGGGCCAAUGUCCAUAGCAAAGUCUGAGAAUGAAACAUUCCGUCACAGUGGAAAUAAAAGGUUUUUAAAAAACAAAAAACGCGAACAAAACAUAACAGAAACGAGAAGCAAGGUAGCAUUGUGUGAUCCCAUGUAGCCUUAGAACGUAAGAUAACAAACCAAUUGAUUUAAUAGAACGAGGCAAAUGUUGAAAAAAAAAACAUUAUUUAAGUGUAGACCAUUUUAGAAACUUUAUCGUAAACUAUUCCAAUGAUUACGAAUGAAUCAGUGUUUCAAUUUAAACCAAUUUUAAGCAAAACAACAUGAACAAAUUCUUAAGCCUGAUGUAGACCUUUUGAAAUGAACGACCUUUGUACAACCUAGUCGGUAAGUCAUGCAAACAAGCCCGAACUGUAAUGUAAGCAAUCGCUGCCCGUUUUAUAAGCCACACACACACAAUCAUACACAUAUUUUAAUCGUAAGAAAACCUUCAUUAUCAUAACCAUUCACAGCUACGACAGAAUAUGAAAACAGAUCCCUUUUGGAUAAGAAACGGACUCAAAGUCAGAAGGCCAAGCUCAUGAGAUUAUGUUAGAAUAGUGGUGAAAGAUGAAUAGAAAUGAAAGAACAAUCUGACAGUGACAUGAAAUUCAAUGAAACAAUAAAAACCCACAAUCCAU
Messenger RNA from Uranotaenia lowii, 3397 nucleotides. RefSeq lists its product as uncharacterized. NCBI's taxonomy places the organism in Eukaryota, Metazoa, Arthropoda, Insecta, Diptera, Culicidae. The transcript has 7 exons. The record is from RefSeq and is a predicted model, not a curated record. The coding region runs from base 1280 to 2467 and encodes 395 amino acids.